UUUGUGAACUGUGUAGCCCAAAUAAUGCAUAAAUGGACAUGGAGCAAAAAACAUAACCUGAGAAACCAAAGCUAAAAAAAUGAAUAUUCGGGUACCAUUUACAAUUUGACCAGAUGAUUAAUUGCAUUCCUGUGAAAAUGACAAUUUUUAUGAGUAGGAUUAAAAAAUUACAGAACCAAUCUGUAGUCUGAUCUGUUCUUCUUAAUAUUUUACCUGUGUGUGUGAGUGUGUGUGUGGCUGAUUCUUUUUCUUUGGUCCUUGCGCCCCUUCCUUCUUUCUUUCACGAGCCUUUCUUAUUUUUUUUUCUCUCUCCUUUAUUCGUACUCAGCCUCCCCCAAUCGCAUUACAAUUUCUUUCCCUUCUUCCAGUUCUCCCCAAAAAAACACACACUCACACAGUCACAAACCCCAACAACAAUUUCAUUGCCCAAUCCCCAAUGCCCAGAUUCUUCCUCCUUCCCAUUCCUCAAACCUAUACAUCUUGAAACUUGUAAGAAAAUUUUUUCUUUUUCAUCAAUUUAGGCUAUUUAGCUCAAAAUGAAGAGGGAAUAUCCAAGGACUUCAUCCCAACCCCAAGAAAGCACCUUCUCCGGCGGGGCUGCCGGCGGUGGAGGAGCGACUUCUUCCGCCAGUGGGAGCUGUUUCACGACGGCGAGUUCAAACACCGAUUCCACCAAAGGGAAGAUGUGGGUCGACGAGAAUGAUGAGCUUUUAGCAGCUUUGGGCUACAACGUUAGGUCUUCCGACAUGGCUCAAGUGGCCCAGAAGAUUGAGCAGCUGGAGAAUGUGUUCAAUGGGGAAAUCGAUGGCUUAUGCAAUCUUGCUGCGGAAACCGUUCAUUACAACCCUUCAGAUCUUUCUUCUUGGUUGGAAACCAUGAUUUCCGAGCUCAACCCUUCAGAUUCUUCAUCUGCAGCCACGAUUUCUUCCUUGGACAACUGUAGUUCAAGUGCUGCUCUGUCCACCAGUCAUGUGAUUUUUGACGAUUCCUCCUUCGAUUCCGAUCUCACCGCCAUCGCCGGCACCGCCGCCUACCCUCAAAAAAUCCGGCCACCUCCGGCCGUCCCGGUGGUCCAGACACCGCCAAUUCAGCAGGUCCGGUCACAUUCACCGGUUGCCCAACCUCCACCUUGUAAAAGAAUGAAGCCCUCUUCUCAAAUGGGCGUCGCCGGAGAUUGGACAUCAAUUCCGGCGGCUCCCCGUCCGGUUGAGCCGACGACGAGGCCGGUUGUUCUGGUUGAUUCACAGGCUAAUGGGGUUAGGCUUGUCCAUGCUUUGAUGGCUUGUGCUGACGCCAUCCAACAGGAAAACCUGAAAUUGGCUGAGGCUUUGGUUAAUCAAAUUGGGAUGCUGGCUGUGUCUCAAGCCGGAGCUAUGAGGAAAGUAGCCACUUAUUUUGCCGAAGCAUUGGCUAGAAGGAUAUAUGGAGUCUAUCUUCCCAUCCAACACGAUUCCGCUUUCACAGAUAUGUUACAGAUGCAUUUCUAUGAAACUUGCCCUUAUUUAAAGUUUGCUCAUUUUACUGCAAAUCAGGCAAUUCUGGAAGCAUUUAAUGGCAAAACCCGUGUACAUGUAAUUGAUUUUAGUAUGAAACAAGGUAUGCAAUGGCCAGCUUUACUCCAAGCUUUGGCUUUGAGGCCAGGUGGUCCUCCUAGUUUUAGGUUAACCGGGAUUGGACCACCCUCACAUGACAACACUGAUCAUUUGCAAGAAGUUGGGUGGAAAUUGGCUCAACUAGCUGAGACCAUUAACGUCGAAUUCGAGUACAGAGGAUUUGUGGCUAAUUCUAUUGCUGAUUUAGAUGCAUCCAUGUUUGAUAUACGGGAAGGGGAAACAGUAGCUGUUAAUUCCAUCUUCGAUUUGCAUCAACUGUUAGCAAGGCCCGGUGCCAUUGAUAAAGUUUUGACCUUUAUCAAAGAAUUAAGGCCUGAAAUAGUGACUGUGGUGGAACAAGAAGCGAAUCACAAUGGCCCUGUUUUCUUGGACCGGUUUACCGAGUCAUUACACUAUUACUCGACCCUUUUCGAUUCCUUAGAAGGCUGUGGCGGCGGCGGAGGAAACAGCAGCGGUAAAGAUGGUAGUUCCGGUGGUGGCAGCGGCGGUGUCAUCAGCGAUCAAGAUAAGGUGAUGUCUGAGGUGUAUUUAGGGAAACAGAUCUGCAAUGUUGUGGCUUGUGAAGGGGUUGACCGGGUUGAGAGGCAUGAGACUCUGGAUCAAUGGAGAGCCCGGUUCGGGUCAUCCGGGUUUACGCCGGUUCAUUUGGGUUCCAAUGCAUUUAAGCAGGCUAGUAUGUUACUGGCAUUGUUUGCUGGAGGGGAUGGGUAUAGAGUGGAGGAGAACAAUGGAUGUUUGAUGUUGGGAUGGCACACAAGGCCCUUAAUUGCCACCUCGGCUUGGAAACUCAGUCCUUAGGCUUGUCGAGUUGAUCGGAACUCAGGACGGGCCGAUUGACGAGUUGAUCGGAACUCGGAUUAACUCAGUUUUGGGACGAACCACAGAUCAGGGUCUCUGCUUUUAGCUUAGGUGCCUUUGCGAGGGCCACAUUGUGUAUCUGUCUCUCCGAUGUUGCAUUUUGUUUUUCUUGAAUUUUUAUUAAGAUGGUUAUACAUAUCCAGUGUUUGUAGGUUUUGAAAUUGAAUAUCUCCUUUUCAUUUUUAUGGGGUAGAAUUAUGUAACAUUUUGAGGGGUGAAUCUUGAAGAAAAAGGUGAAAUAUCUAUGUGUAUAUAUAAGUAUGUAGCGUUUUGCCUAAUAAAAAGAUAUGGGGCGUCUCUAGUUGUUUUUGUGGAUUCUUUGAUUGUGAUGUGUGACGUUCAUGGCAAAAUGGGAUAUUUGUGGAGUGUGUGUUGUAUAAACACUUUGAGAAUACAUUGG
Oldenlandia corymbosa var. corymbosa is the source of this 2871-nucleotide messenger RNA. The record is from the annotation of a GenBank genome assembly. Lineage: Eukaryota; Viridiplantae; Streptophyta; Magnoliopsida; Gentianales; Rubiaceae.